Molecule: messenger RNA, 8901 nt
Organism: Bemisia tabaci
Lineage: Eukaryota; Metazoa; Arthropoda; Insecta; Hemiptera; Aleyrodidae
Biological process (GO): negative regulation of transcription by RNA polymerase II
Cellular component (GO): nucleus
Molecular function (GO): protein binding; transcription corepressor activity
Source: RefSeq, a predicted model, not a curated record
GUUCAGCAAUUUCCUCAAGUAAAAAUCUUCUCUUUUACGUUUACGCCUUUUUAGUUUCUAAUAGAUAUUUCUCUUAUCUAAUUGAUUUACUUCUAACUAAUCAGUAACGUCUCUAACUCCUCCAAUUUGAUUUUUUGAGAAUCUCUCAUUUUUGAUAUCUGUUUUCCUUCUAUUUGAUCGAUGUUUGUUUCACUUGUAGUGUGACUGCUAAGUAGGUUAUUUUUACACAGUGCCCCAAAUUUUUGUCAUCUGUGUAAAUAUCUCUUUUUUCUCGGUGUUUCGGUUGUUUAAUCAGAGCUUAACUUGCGUGUCUAUAUUCAGUUAUCACUUCUCUCGAAAUUACCGGGAAUUUCGCCCAAGAAACACCAUAAACUACAUAAUUUGUUAACCUUCAAAUCUCUUCAAUCGUCAGGCAAACAUGCUCCUGUGAUGGCUUUUAAUUAACGUGCUUCACGUAGGUAAAUUGUGGAUGAUGCAUUCAUAGCUCAAAACUUUCUAUUUUGGAUCCUACUUUAAGGUGCAAGCCAACUUACCUUUACACAAGUGGCUGUAUGCAGUUAUGUGUUCUUGCCGUCGUUGGAAGUUCGGUAGUCAGCACUAAUAGUGUUUUCUUAGUCUAGCUCGUUUACUUAUCAACUUUUAUUUCGAUCAUAAAUUACUCAUCAGUGCAAUCUUCAUUUUUUUAUUUAAAUUCAUCUCGUGGGUGCCAAAAUGUGCCAGCAGUCUCAUCAUGUACUAUCACCAAAUUUCCAACUCGUUUCUCUAUGGUGGUCCCGGAUGCAGUUGAACAGUAGCUGAGUCUACAACAAUGGCUUUAUCAAACUAUAAACCAGCAGCUUUUCAUUCGUGCAAUUAUGGAUGUUCAUUAUAACAACAUUUUUGAAAGUACUCGUCAGUACUUUCAAGGUGUUCCUGUGAACGAUGUUAGCAACAAGUCAGAAUCAGAACAGGAGUCUGAUAUUGAGAAACAGAAAAUCAGCAAUUUGAAGCAUGCCAAAUAUAUGAGUGCUCCUUCGCCGUCAACCUCACGAGCUUAUUGGAUGCCACAAAAUGAGGGCCCUGGACAUAACAAAGUUCCAUUUCGACAAAAUGCACACGCUGCAGUUGCGGAAGACGAAACUCAUCAGAAACAUCACAAUAAUCUGUUGCCACCAAUCGCAGCUUUAUCGUCAACAGGAGUCUCAAAUUUUCCUGCAUUCAAAGCGGUUGAUAAAAUGAGUCAUCUAGGCCAAUAUCAUGGGAACUCUUCGUCCAGAACGACGGAUUAUGCUCCGUCGUCUGUUGCUGCCCCUGCCCCUUACUAUUCUAUUUCUAGUCAAGUAGCUGUAACGUCAUCUCCAGCUUAUUACUAUCCUGCCAACGUUCAAGCAUCAACAUCGAAGAGUGCCCCUUAUUUGCAUCAUGCCAAUGACACCUCGAUCGUGUCCCUCAAGAGAACUCCUCUGAGUGGCUCCAGGGAAUCUUCGUCGUCUUCAUCAUCAAUGGCAUCAAUAUUUCCAACCAAGUCAAGCUCAUAUCGGAUGAAUCCAAAGAAAGACAUCAAACCCCCAUUUUCAUCCUCUUCAGCAUCUAUGUUCCCGCCACACUCUGGCUUUCAACUGCCUGUUGCACCCUUUAAACAAGGACUGCCCUACUUAUCAACGGCCGAGUCUUUACAAUUCGGAUCCAAGAUAAUGCACCCGCCCCGGAACGGCAAUAAUAGUUUGUCGAAGGGCAAUUCAAACAUGGGUGUAUCUAGUUUCAGUAGCAAUCAAAUUAUGUAUGGCCUUAACUCUGCUUCAAGCAAAUCUAAUAGUGUGAGCCAUCAGUCUGAAAUGACUAAACGAGAAAGCCUUCAUCAGGCAUCGCACCCUAUUUCAGGGGCACCAAAACUGAAAGCGAAUACAGGGUCUAUUGCCGCAAGCUCUCAUGCUGCCUCUGUUCACACUCCUGUCUCUGUUUUUGGGUAUUCAGUUCCUAAGAUACAACCAACUGACUUUCACCAGUCAAUGAUACAAAUCAAUCCAAAGCUUCGACCCGAUAUUUCACGAGAUAAUGCAUCUCCUCUCAAUCGGACCCAAUCAGGUUUGCCUCACGCUCAGCAUGGAACAAGUAAAAAACUACCAAGCUUCCCUGAAACGUCCCUUUAUCCAGUCGUUCAAGAGAAAAAGUCAGUGCCCACUGCGCUUCAUUAUCCGGGCAUCUCACCUGUGUCUAAUGAAAGAAGCAAGGUCAUUCAGCAUCCCCAAACUACCAGAGUUGUCAAUCAAGAUCUUGAAGCUUGGACUCCCAAGAACAGUGGGCGCCUAAAGCGUGAAUCACCUUUAGACCUGUCAGUGAAGACCGUAAGGCAGUCAGCAGACUCAACUGCAAAAGAUGAAUAUGAAAACAAUAGUAGUUUCUCACUGCCUGGUUUCCAAACUCUUGAUUUCCGAAUCAGACCGCAAAUGUCAGAACCAUUUGCACCAGUCUCAGUGCCAGGCCUCGGAUACCCACUUAAUAACCCCCAGUCUUCAAUUCCAGCCCUCUCUGCCUCUGCAUCAGAAUUGUCCAGAAGAAAUGCCAAUUCCAUAUUCAGUGUUCCGCACCAUAUUCAGCCUCAGCGUGAAAGAGCAGCAGCAGAAGAGGAAAAUAAUGACUGGAGAUCAAAUGAGUCUGACCAAGGGAUGAUGCAGCAUAGAACCCAUGCUCGUUCCAGCUCAGAACUACAUAAAAGUGGUCAAAGAUCUCAGCCUUAUGAACCAAUAGUCAAUGCACCUCCUCGUUUGCAGUAUUAUGAGCAAAGGCAUCUGUCAGCGCAGCUCUUGGAAAGGAGUGCUCAAUCUAGGAAUAUCAUUAAUCAGCAUUAUUCCAUUCCUCAGUCACAUUUUGCUUUAGCCAAUCCUGUCGAUAAUUCUGUUUAUAAUUCAUCAAAAGCAAACAUGUUUUCACAUUCUAAGUCUGCUCAGUCCAAUUCUAGUGAGUCGCAUCAUAGCAAAAAACGCCCAUUACAUGCCCAAUCAGGUAGUGAACAUAAAGCGAAGAGUCCUAAAGUUGAUGCAUGGUUGAAAACAAUUGAUCAGCAAAUUGAAGAAAAAUUUAGCUCUUAUGUCACAUCGAAGGCGAAUGACCACAGAAGCUCAACCCCAAUAACCUCUGCAUCUGAUCCUAAUGUGCGACCUGCAGUUGACGGAUCCAGUCAAAAUUUCUCAAGAAACCAUGCUCACAUUAGGUACACACCAUACACUGAAGAGAAGGUCUAUCAAGAAAUUAAAGCACCUGAAGAAUCUAAAGCUUACUCUAAGCGAGAUGAACGUUUCAUUAAUGUUACUGAAUCUUCCCCUUCACUAUUCACCCGAGAGCAAGUAAAUCAUUGCUCAGUAGUAAGGCACAGUGACUCCAUCAAUGCAAAUAUCAUGACACCUGCUGAUAUCACUGCUGCCUCAAGAGGAACAACUUCGGAGAUUGUUGCUGAGAAGUUUGAUGGAUCAUCCACACCUCAGCCUCAAUUAGUCAGUCCAUUGGUGAGCUUUAAAGGAAAAGAAGAUGAAGAAAAAAUUAUGCCCCGGCCUCGUACAAAAGCAGAGUUGAAACAGGUUGAAUCUAGUCGUAACUUUCCAAAAUCAGACUUUAAUGUCGGCAAUGACAAUCUGUCUACCUCCAAUUGUAAAAUGACUUUUCUGCAAAAUAGCACGCCAUCAUUUGCAGGUGAUGUUGAAAGUGGUGAAAGCAAAAGUGGGGACGGACUUCCCACUCCACCAUCCGAAUCAAGCGUCAGUCCACCAAAGUUAACAGAGGAAGAAAUCAGCCGGUUGCCUCGAAAAAAGUUGUCCAGUGAAAUGGAUGAGAGUGAAGAUGGGCGAUGCUCUCUAGAUCCAUGUGUUUUUGAUUUUCGAGAUAGUGAUUCAGAGUGCGAAAUGCCAGUUCUUGAACGUCAAACUCUUGAUGAAAUGCGCAGAGAAAGGGAUCGCCGCAUACACUCCAAAAUUAGUACUUCAAACGAAAAUUUGUCAUCAGAAAAGGUUGCAACAAGCGAGACAUCGGUCGUUGAAGAAUCAAAAGAUCCGUUUUGGAUGGAAACUUGCGAUUCAUUCUUGGAACAGUUAACAACGGCUCCUGUGCAAAAGUUAAAGAAAAUAUCAAGGAAGCAUCUUAAACAUGAUUCAAAGUCAAGUGACAGUGCUCUGGAUAAAAAAUCUUCAAAUGAUAUCAUGGAAAGUUCAAAUGAUAUUGAACAUUCCAUCAUUGAUAAAAUUAGAGAACAAAUACUACUGCGUGAUAGUCGUGUUAAACGCGGCGAGUUGUGGGACCCGAAAGUAGUUGUGAAAGAUUUUAAGAAAGAGAAGCAACAUUUUCCAAACUUAAAACUUGAAAAACUGAGUACAGUUGAAUUGAAACAAGAAAUUGCUGAACUUAAAAGCAUGAAAAAAGAAUUGCAAGAAAAAAUAUUGGAAAGUUCUUUCAACGAUGAGAAAACAGAACCUCUUGAUGAAUUGAAACCGAACCGUUUGCACCUAAAAAAGCUAAAAUCGAGACAGAAAAGUAUUAAGCCUAAAGAAACAGGUAAUCAAGAAAAUAUUAAAAGGUCAGUGAACAUAAAAAUUAAGAAGCACAAGCAUUUGAGAAAGCUGACCAGCAGUGACGUGGAACAAAGCACUAGCUCCAAACAAGAAUCUAAAGAUUCAUUAUCUUCACCCUCUAGGUCAUCAGAUUCUAGCAUUAGUAGAAUUGAACCUAGCACCAGUAGAAAAAGGAAGCAAAAUGAAAUCAUGCCGAAUUCUUUGAGCAGUAGAUUUGUAUUAAGUGAAGCCAAAUCUAAUGGUCGUCCAAAACUCAUCUUGAAAAGCACCAACCGCAAAGAUUCUAGUGAAAGUGUCUCAUCGAAUGAUUUGGAAGUUAAUAGCCAAAGGAACAAGUCACUGCCACGUAGAAGCGGAAAUGAAUUGCCGCUGAAAAACUCUGCAAUUAACGAACGCUCAAAACGUAAAAUCCUCAAGAGGAGACGAGUUAGCUGCUCUAUUGGUGGUCGUCCAGGGCUACGCAGUGCUACGGGUCUACGAAGUGCAAAGUCUAUGCUGAAUGUUAAACGUCAAAAACAGCUGAAAAAUAAAAUGAAAAAUAAAAAUACAAAGUCCGCAAAGCAGCCUGAAAUUGCCAAGCCACAAGUUGAUAAGGACGAAAAAGAUGUAGGUAGUGAUCAUACUGAAGCUGUGCACCUGAACAAAAAGAAGUUCAAAUUCAGAACUGUUCGAAGAAAAUUCAGAUCAUCUGGCUUCGAUUACCUCAGAAAGAAGAAGAAACAAAUGAAGAAGCAGGCAGCUUGUGAUGAAACCAAAUUAAAGAAGUUUUCUACAAUACGAGCCACUCCGGAAAGUAUUCAUGAUCUGCAAGCAGAAAUUAAAAGUUGGGUGAUCAACAAAGGACUUGGGGAAUCUGUGCUGCACCGCGCUGCAAGACUUGGUUAUCCAGAUGCAGUAGCUUAUUGCUUAGAAGUGCUGGAAAUUGGAGCUAGUGUUCGAGAUAAUGCAGGUUACACGCCUCUUCAUGAGGCAUCACACAGAGGGCAUUUAGCAAUAGCUCGCAUGCUUUUGAUGUAUGGAGCAGAUUCAAGUGCCAGUGCAAUUGGAGGCAUCAGACCUCUUCAUGAAGCAGCGGAAAAUGGUCAUGUGGAAUUAGUUCGACUAUUGUUAUCCUAUGGUGCUGAUCCAUUACUAGCAACUUACUCAGGUCAAACUCCCAUAUCCCUGGCACAUGAUGUGGCAAUGAGAAAUCUACUCGAGCACCACCUUGCAGAUGUUCAGGGUUCAACAGCUCCAAAAUGGGACUUGAACACUUGGCCUUCUUUUUAUGACGAUGCUAUGUUCGGUUGUGCUGUUUUGUCGGAUGCGCCAGACAUUUCUCCUCGCCAUGAACCGGAUGUGGAGAUAGAAUACUCAGAAAACAAUCUUCCUAGUACUUUCUGGUUGAUUGGUGAACCAAUGUCAGAUGUUUGGGCAAUGUGGCACGAGGUUGCAUCUGUAUUAAGAGUUAAGUCAACUGAUGCCCUUUUGAAACUACUCGGAAAAACAAGCGCAGAAAUUCUUCGUGAGCUCACUCCAGCUGAAUUUACUUCAAAAGCCUCGAAUCCGUCAAUCUUUGGUGCUGCUAGCUAUAAAUCUCAAAGUAAGUGUCAAAAAAUAUUAUUAGUUAAAUAUACUGAGCAAUUAAGGUCUCAUAUGAAUAUAGAAAAAUUGACUGUUUCAUUGAGAUGACCAUAGUUUGAAAUUCCUUUUCUAUUCCAAAUGGGAAUGAGGUAAAAGCAGCGAUUUGGUUUUUCCUCUAUUUUUAACUCACUUACGUUUCUGGCUCAUGACUUCUUUAAAUCCUUCGCUGAGUCUUGACUCAAAUCAUUGUUACGUUGAAGGUUUAAUACCCAACUGCAUUUUAGUUCCUCUGGAUGUCAGUUCGUAUUAGAUUUAAGGGUCUGAACAAUAUGGACACACCCUCUUGGAUUGUUAUCUUAUGGUGUCAGUUUGUAGAGUUUCUAUAAAAUGGUAACAAAUGAAUCAAUUAUUUUUGUCUAAAAUAUUUCUUAAAAUUUAAUUUUUUAUGCUGCAUUUUUACCUCUGAAAAUUGAUAAUUAUUCUGUUGGAGGAGGGCCCAAUCCUUAUUAAAACUUUUGAUCGAAAGGAUUUUGUUGUAAAGGCUGGGUGUACCUCCUUCAACUUUUGAAUGGUUGCAAUUUUUUUUUGUACUUAGCUUAGGAAAAAGGUAUAGCUUAGUCUUGGAAUGAAUGAUUCAGUCAAUGAUGUCAAAUAACUCUCUCUCCAUCAAAAUAAUGCGUGGCUCUCCAUGCGAAGGAACGUAUCUUGGUUGUGCUGUUUCAGUAUUCCUUAGUGACCUUUUGUUUUUUUACAGAAGAAUCCUCCCAUGAAUGUGCCUGAAAUUUUCAGUAAUUUUUUUUUCUUUACACUUGCGAGAUGAUACAUUAAAAUUUUCAGAAACAUUUCAGCAGUGGUUCUCCCUUGAAAUAAUAAAAUCUUUGUAGGAACACUGAAACAGUGUAGCUAAAAUACAUUCCUUCGUGUGGGAGACGACGGAUUGUCAUUGCAAAUAAUAAUAUUCAGAAACAUCUUGAACAGUGUGUUAUGUACUUUGGCAUUGAAUUUCUACAGUCUCCUGUAAGCCUUAGUCUGGGGCAGCGUUAGAUAAUUUUAAGUUAGUUGAAACUGAAUGAUUACAAAUAAUCAACUUUUACUCAAAAAAAUUACCCCUUAACUUUUUUAAACAAUCUGUAGGCUCAAAGAAAAGUCAGUAAAGUUAUUCAAAUUAGGAAAAAAAAACCAACUUUUGAAUCCUAUGCUAGAACUGCUGGCAGCUAAAUGAGCAGUUCUUAACUUUUAGUUCCUCCGAUUCGUCGAUCCUUUCUUGCCUUCUCAGCAUGGCGCAUCAUUUUUUUGCUGUUGUCACCUUUCAUCAUGGAAUCAUUUAUUAUACCAAUCUUUUGGAUUUUUAUUAUUUUUAUCAAAUAUGAGACAGCAAAUGAAUUGUGACGUUGAAAGUAUAUUGCACUCUCUAUUCUCUGAUUUGGUGAUGUGAUUAAAAUUUGCAAAUUCCCAAAUUAAAUCAAAAGGUAGGUAUUGAUGAACCAUUUUGCCGUAAGACUGGUUUUUUUCAUGAAAGGUAGUAACAACUCACAGUGGCAGACCGUGUUUUCAAACUAAAAAGAAACAACAAAGAAACGUCCCGUUUGUAGUUUAAUUAGCAAAUCAAAUUCUGGAUGUAUCAUCAAAGAAAGGAGAAAUUUGAAUCAUGAUCAUAUCUAAAUUUUUCUGAAAAAAAUUCCAGUGUCAUAACUGUUUGAAAUUACGCAGCCAUGUUGAGAACAAUGCAGCUCCAUAUCAGCUUCACUGGCUUAUCAAAAAACUAUUCAACCUAAUGCUUCAAUAGAAUACACUGCAAAAUUUUUCCCCGAUCAUUUUAUUGUAGUAUAACAAUGUAUACAUGGGAAAAAAUGUGGGCAUUCUUUGGGAAUGUAACUUUUAUGGCUGUAUGAUGAACUAGUAUUUACAAAUGAACUAAAUCUCAAAUGAUUCCCCAUUAAAUUUUGUGCAAAUUAGGGACAAGAUUUCAUUGUGCUUACCAUUUCAUCAAAACUCCGUUUUAGCUCAGAUAGAAUAAAUUUUAUCAAAUACCUGCUUUAGCUCUUGGUUCUUCUUAAACUCUGUAACACCAUGGGCAGUUACAUUUAGAGACAGAGCUAACCAUUCUUUGACUACAAACUCUACUGUAACUCCAUAUGUUAAGUCAGAGCCAUAUAGUUUCCAAUAAGCGUAGCAUUACAGAAGCAUGCCGUUUUCAAAAUACCCUGUUCAACUGUUUGUGACCAUCAUUACUAUAUGAUACAUCAUGCAGAUCUAUGGAGAGAAGUAAAAACAUUUAUCUUCACCAGCUUGAACUCUCUUAAAAUCCAUUUCAUCUCACAAUUACUUUGUCUGCUGGUAGUUGUGAUCCUUCCCUCAUUUUUUCAAUACCUGAUUCCUGUCAUGUAAGCCUUUUUUUCAUCAAGUUCACUGUUUACUUAGUGAAAUGAAAAUGUGAUAAUGUUAAUAAGAAAUAUUGUUUCUGUGUGCAAUAACUGUUGAUGUUAUAUUUGUUUCCAAUUUUAAAUAAUAUUAUUUGCUUCAUUUCAUAUAAAAGUUUAUUUUGUUUUGUUUCAUCCCGUUCAUUUUUGUUCUAUGUUUCCUCUCCACUUUUUUACUUAUUUUUUCAAUUAAUUAUUUUUUGAACUUUUCUUGUUUGACUGAUUUGUUUCUCCUGAAAGUACGUUAUAAGAAAAUAACUUAAUGUAAGUAAAUAAAUUUUGUUACAUUUAGUUUACGCAAUAUCUGGGUUUAAGUACGCCUAUUUAUGUAAACAUGUAUUAUCAUUUCUGUAUAUGUGAAAUAAAUUAUAUUCCGUAAA